AUUUGUGUCACGUGGCCUAUGAUGUAUGCGGAAGUACUUGCAAGAAGAAUGCCAAAACAAUCCGGUGGACUCCACGCUGCACAGAAUCUGAAGCCUUGUUAAACAGAGGAAAUGUCGAUUUUCCCACGAAUUUCCCUGAAGCCUGAAGUGACUGAAUAUCUUAAGAGUGUCUUCUUAAACAAGGAGGUUUUAACGGCGGUGGGUCAUCAGGAGGCAGAGCAUCGUUUCCACAAGCUGCUCUCAUGUCUGUCUCACCCACCUUCAUACACCUGCGUACGAGCCAGCACCCAUCUCGCCCCCCUUGAGGAGAUCAGGCAGCAGCUGGCAGAAGAGCUGAGGAAGCAGCUGAUGUGCAGCUCGUUAGCAGAGGAAGUCUCUGUGCAGAUUCUGCCACACCCACGAAUUGCGGAUGUGCUGAUCCUUCCUGUUGAAGGUCCGAGACCUGUGAAGCAGCUCGGCUCAGAGGUGGUGGUGGGCGCUCAGUGUGGCGGCGCCGUACUGAGAGGCGCUCACGUCUUCGCCCCGGGGAUCCUCGGCAGCCCCAAAUACAUGAAGGCGGGGGAUUUGGUGUCCGUCUUCUCUGACCUGGAGGGCAAGUGCACCCGAGGAGCCACCAGCUUCCAGGGGAAAAAGGUAUUUGUGGGUAAUGGAGUAGCUGAAAUGGACCGCUCCACUAUCUUCUGCACAGAUGAGCCUGCCAGAGGUAUCGGUAUCCGAAUGGUGGAGCCGCUUUACAGAAGUCCGUCCUUUGAUGGUGUUUUACCUAGCCUAGCGUUCCUGCAGAACCUCCCGUCUGUGGUUGUGGGACACGUGCUCGGACCUCGCCCUGGGGAGCGCAUCCUGGAUAUGUGCGCUGCGCCUGGAGGGAAGACCUGCCACAUUGCUGCGCUCAUGGGAGAUCAGGGAGAGGUCGUAGCCUUGGACAGGAUCCGGAAUAAGAUCGACCGCAUUCGUCAAAAUGCACAAAUGUUGCAUUUGCAAAGCGUGAAGGCGCACUGCUUUAACAGCACUCUGUCUGUGAGCAGUGACCCAGCACAGGAAACUGAAGGACCUCCGUUCCCUCCGGAGAGUUUCGACCGGGUUCUGCUCGAUGCUCCCUGCAGUGGCCUCGGACAGAGACCCAACAUGGGCAGCACCUGGAGCCUCAAAGAGAUCUGCUCCUACCAGCCACUGCAGCGCAAGUUAUUUCAUGCUGCGGUGCGGCUGCUGAAGAAAGGUGGUGUUUUGGUGUACAGCACCUGCACAGUGACUCUAGCAGAGAAUGAGGAGCAGGUAGCUUGGGCCCUUGACACCUUCCCCUGCCUCUCACUUGUGCCACAGGAGCCCCACAUCGGUGCUGAAGGCAUGCCUGGAGCCGGCCUUCCACCUGAGCAGCUGCGCCUCCUCCAGAGGUUCAGUCCCGAGCUGAGCUGGGAGCAGACGGAAAUUACAGCCCCGCUCCCCUGCAGAGCCGACAGCGACACUAUCGGCUUCUUUAUCGCUAAGUUCCUGAAAAACUAACCCGAGGGCUCGCGCUCUCGCACGGGGCUCAUAUGAGACAGCAAAACGGGAACAAUAGUGUUUAUAUUACGACACUCUGUGUGCUUUGACGGGCCAGUGUUGACAAAGAGCUCCCUGCGCUGUUUACAGCAUCUGCCUCUUAACAGCUGCUCUCUAAAACCGUGGGCCAUAUAGGGAUAAGCUUUAUAAACACCAGGGGAGGGUUGGAUGGAAGAGGGUGGUGGUUGGGGGGCACGUGGCGACGGAGUCUGGAUGAGUAACGGCAAAUGCAGCAGAAGCAGCGCUACGGUUGCUAUAACAACAGUGACGACACAGCUGCCAUGGUGACGGAUUCGCUGGAGAAUGGAUCAGGAAGUAGGUGUAGAAAGAGGCCAUGAGAGGAAUUAACAAUUUAGUGUCUUUGCAGCGCUGGAGACGACUGGGACAUUUAAUUAGGACUUCUGGAGCCUGCAGGAAAGAGGAGACGCAUGUGUUUGGCUCAGUCUCUGCAUUCAUCAGAAGGAAAUGUUGCUCAGUUUUUCAGAAUAAGAGCACAUUUAAAGGGAGGCUGUUUCUGUUUUUGGAAGUGGUUAAGAGUAAAGAUGUGAGAGGAAAAAGAGAUGUUAUUAAAAUGAUGACUUCCAGGAUAUUUAGACCUUUUUUUAAUUUGUUUUUUACUAAUAAAAUAAGAGUUAAUUUAGAUAAUUCCUUAAAAACAAGAUGCCAAAAUAGUCCAGAGGUUUUUUCAUGAUGGUAGAGUUUACUCCUAGAAGACCUUUGCAUAUGAUCUCAAACCAUUUGUCAAUUGUUGUCUAAAUUCCUUUUAACUAAUUGUAUUUAGCAGAGAUUAAAAAGAAUUUUAGCUAAUUUUUUUCCUUUUUCUCUUUUGUUAUUUAUUCCUUUUUAUGCAAGCAAAACACAAAUCGUCUUAUAUUUGAACAUUUAGUCAACACAUCCCAGACAAACGUCACGCACUGACAUUCAAAAAAAUACCGCCACCCCUCAUUUCUUUAUAUUUUGCUAGAAAAACAGGUGCAUAGAAUAUUACUAUACAGGACAAAAAACUGCUAAAGAGCUUGAUAGCCCAAAAAUAGAUAAUUUUCUGGGCUUCAGAGCUCUUCUUUGGAUGUUUGCUGUUUGUGUUUCAUUCUCUGUAAGAUCAUCCCAAACUGCUUCAUUGAUGUUGAGGUCUGGGCCAUGACUGAUAGUGUUCCAUUGUGUCUUUUAUCCAGGUAUUUUUUUUAUUGCAUUGGUAAUAAUUUGGAUGCAUUGCUCAAUCAGACCUGUUACCACUGAUUUUAAGCUAAGUUCUUGCAUAACUUGGCAUACCUCAAAUUAAAUGUUCUCCCUGUUUGCUUUCCUAAUCAUUGGCUUCUUGACAGCCAUCGAUUGUUUUUGCCUAAAUAUACAAUUUAGUUGCUUCUUUUCUCUGUUGUAUGUUGUACAACACUGGCUCGUCUCUUCAGUUAGGUGCCUUUUGUGCUUAAAUUACUAAUUAAAAUGGUUUGUUAGACAGAAAAGGCUUAAAACGUUACAGAAACAUCUGGCACUUUUUCAUAUUCAUUAGAAUAUUUGGGGUCUAGAUAUUUGGUGCGAUGAAAAUCGACAUUCAAUGGCAUCUUAUUUCUCUGUGUGAUCUUAUGAUCUUCAAUUUUUCAAAGCUUUCUGAUGUUCCCAUAAUGAAAGGCUUGGUAAAAUAAUUGAUUCUCCACUUCCACUUCAUAUCUGCUCACACACAUUAUACUGUGUUACAUAUUGCUACAUGUUCACACGUGCUUAUGGUUGCCAAAUAUAGGAACUAAUUUAUUCAGUGCAAAUUUAAAAUGGAUGUCCAAUAAAUCCGCAGCCUGUGUGCAAUUUAUAGAUCCGUGCCAGCAGUGCACCGACAUCUGUCCCGUUCU
Molecule: messenger RNA, 3380 nt
Organism: Maylandia zebra (zebra mbuna)
Lineage: Eukaryota; Metazoa; Chordata; Actinopteri; Cichliformes; Cichlidae
Gene: nsun6
Product: NOP2/Sun RNA methyltransferase 6
Biological process (GO): RNA methylation
Molecular function (GO): RNA binding; RNA methyltransferase activity
Source: RefSeq, a predicted model, not a curated record